UAGAUCGGAAGCGAUCCGCCAAUGGGGAGUGGUUUUUACAAUCUUUUGAAAGCAAAACUUACUCCAAAACCACCUUAACACCAACGAAUAAUUUUCUCUCUCUUCCUUUUUUUCUCUCUAAACUUUCAACUUUCUGAUCCGCAGGAGGGAAAUUUGUUCGGCUGCAAGAAACUCACCAUUGAUUCUCCGAUUUGGAAUUCCUUGAUCGAGUUUUGCCUAAACAACGCAUUUUAAUUUGUUGGUUUUGUAUUGAAGGACGUGGAUUGGAGGGGAAUCUUGAGGGAUUUUUUGGGAUUUUUUCUUUCCUGUUUUCUUUUUGUGGCGUCUUGAUCUCAAUCUUGAAGUCAUUGUCGGUGGGGUGGUUGAUGCGAGCUUAGAUUUCAUGGUGGUAUUUGGCCGCCAUGGACGGUGGUAGGCACGGUGGGGAGGCUGUGCUAGGGUUGUUUUUGUUGAGUUGUCGUGGCCAACGAUGACUACCUGAAGGAAGCUGCAUAGAGGAUGAUGCAGCUUCACUUCUCGCCUAGCAUGAGAAGCAUCACGAUCUCGACCAAUAAUGGCUUUAUUGAUUUCAUGAAGAUCAAGGUUGCAGCUCGCCAUAUCUCUUACCGGACCAUUUUCCACACCUUCCUCCUUCUCGCAUUUCUCUUGCCUUUUGUCUUUAUCCUCACUGCCGUCGUUACCCUCGAAGGCGUCAAUAAGUGCUCCUCGUUUGAUUGUUUAGGCAGGCGGUUGGGACCACGACUUCUUGGUAGGGUUGACGGUUCAGGGAGACUUGUCAGUGACUUUUACAAAAUUCUCAAUCAAGUUAAAACUGAGGAAAUACCCGAUGGACUAAAGCUGCCCGAUUCUUUCACUCAAUUGGUUUCGGAAAUGCAGAAUAACCAAUAUGAUGCAAAGACCUUUGCUAUAAUGUUGAAGGCAAUGAUGGAGAAAUUUGAAAAGGACAUUAGGGAAUCUAAGUUUGCAGAGCUGAUGCACAAGCACUUUGCUGCUAGUUCUAUUCCAAAAGGCAUCCACUGCCUAUCUCUUCGUUUAACUGAUGAAUAUUCAUCAAAUGCUCAUGCACGCAAACAACUGCCUCCUCCAGAGUUACUUCCUUUACUUUCAGAUAACUCUUAUCACCACUUUAUUUUGUCAACCGACAACAUUUUGGCCGCUUCUGUUGUAGUCAAUUCUGCUGUGCAGACUUCUCUCAGACCUGAAAAGAUAGUAUUUCAUGUCAUUACUGACAAGAAAACUUAUUCUGGUAUGCACUCAUGGUUUGCACUAAAUUCUAUUGCACCUGCAAUUGUUGAAGUGAAAGGCGUUCAUCAGUUUGACUGGUUGACAAGAGAGAACAUCCCAGUGCUUGAAGCUGUAGAAAACCAAAAUGGGAUAAGGAGUUAUUACCAUGGGAAUCACAUUGUUGGUGCUAAUCUCAGUGAUACAACACCACGGAUAUUUGCUUCAAAACUGCAGGCUAGAAGUCCAAAAUAUAUAUCCUUACUCAACCAUCUUCGCAUUUAUUUACCAGAGCUCUUCCCAAACCUGGACAAGGUGGUCUUCUUGGAUGAUGAUGUUGUGAUUCAGCGGGAUUUGUCUCCCCUUUGGGACAUUGAUCUUGAAGGAAAGGUAAAUGGAGCUGUGGAAACUUGUAAAGGUGAUGACGAGUGGGUAAUGUCAAAGCGGUUCCGCAACUACUUUAAUUUCUCCCAUCCAAUCAUAGCAAAGCAUUUAAAUCCUGAUGAAUGUGCCUGGGCCUAUGGAAUGAACGUCUUUGAUCUUCAUGCUUGGAGAAGGACAAAUAUAAGGGAAAUUUACCACUCAUGGCUGAGAAAGAAUCUGAGGUCAAACCUGACAAUGUGGAAGCUGGGUACGCUUCCCCCUGCUUUGAUUGCAUUUAGAGGCCAAGUUCAUCCUAUUGAUCCUUCAUGGCACAUGCUUGGCUUGGGCUAUCAGGAACGAACCAAUGUCGAGAACGUGAAGAAUGCAGCGGUUAUCCACUACAAUGGGCAACUAAAACCAUGGUUGGAGAUUGGCUUUGAGCAUCUUCGACCCUUCUGGACCAAGUAUGUCAAUUACUCCAAUGAUUUUAUAAGAAACUGUCACAUCGUGGAAUCAUAGUCAAUUGUCAAAGAAGUAACUGAAAGGGAGGAUGAGCAAGCUCAGCUAAAUUGAAUUAGUUUCCUCGUUCAGAAGGUUGCCCCAAUCCAUUCUGUUUGGACUAGUAUGAGAAAUGGGCAUUCACAUUCGUCUCAGCCAUCAGAUUCAUUCUUUCAGUUUGUAGGCAAUAGAAAUUCUUGGUUUUUAAUAUUUUUGGGUAUUGUUAAUUCAUCCUGCUGCUGCAGGGGUUUGAGUUUAGAGUUCUCCUGGUUACCACUGCUACUAAGUGGAAUAGAAAAGAGGAUAUUAUUAGGAAAGAAAAAGUUGAUUUGAUGCCUAUGCUGUCAUGCCAUUAGGUGCACAGAAGAAGGUCUAGGACAGCCCUCCCUACAAACAAACAACAUUUUUCCCGCCAGUUGCUUUUCAUUUUUUUUUU
Molecule: messenger RNA, 2518 nt
Organism: Benincasa hispida (wax gourd)
Lineage: Eukaryota; Viridiplantae; Streptophyta; Magnoliopsida; Cucurbitales; Cucurbitaceae
Product: putative galacturonosyltransferase 14
Molecular function (GO): polygalacturonate 4-alpha-galacturonosyltransferase activity
Source: RefSeq, a predicted model, not a curated record